Molecule: messenger RNA, 6255 nt
Organism: Telopea speciosissima
Lineage: Eukaryota; Viridiplantae; Streptophyta; Magnoliopsida; Proteales; Proteaceae
Product: eukaryotic translation initiation factor 4G-like
Exons: 10
Coding region: 210-6035 (1941 amino acids)
Cellular component (GO): eukaryotic translation initiation factor 4F complex
Molecular function (GO): protein binding; translation initiation factor activity; mRNA binding
Source: RefSeq, a predicted model, not a curated record
AAAAAACACCAGAUAGAUUCGACUGUCGUUUCUUGACUUUCAUAUUUCCAUUACUCUCUCUCUCUCUCUUUCUAUCUUUCUGUGUGUCGUCAUGAUUCCCGCCAAUCUAUAUCUUUCGUUUUGGAGGUUUUAAAACCCUAAUCUAUUCCCUGUCUUCUUCUUCCCUUUGACACUUAAAGAGAAUAGAAGAGGAACGUGGGUUCGGAUUUAUGUCCCUCAAUCAAUCUAGGUCUGAGAAGAGCGAGUCCCAGUUAAGGAAACCUGGUCGAUCCGGGAGCUCCGGUCAGCAGAGGAAUUUCUCAGCAGGUGGCGGGAGAGGCGGCGGUGGGACCGCCCCUCCACCAUCGACUCACUCGUCUUUGUCGGGGAACCGAAGCUUUAAGAAGGUUGGUAAUAAUGCACCAGGAGGACAAUCUAGGGUGAGCACCACAAGUGCGAAUUCAGAGUCGAAUGCUUCUGCUAAAAGUGCUGUACAGAAUGGUGCCCAUGUACAACCCCCGUUACAUGGAGUUUCUGACGCACCGGCCUCACGAGUUCCCACGAAGCCAACUGAUUUGGCCCCUUCGAGAAGUACCAGACCUGUUCCAAAGGCUCCAGCAUCUCAAUCAGCUACGACAGCUCUGGAUUCGGUUGCGCCUGCAGCACCUGCUAAAGUUGAUGCAUUAAAGACAUACCCUCUUCAGUUUGGGAGCUUUGGUCCCAGUUUUGUAAAUAAAAUGCAGAUACCUGCACGGACUAGCUCAGCACCUCCAAAUUUGGAUGAGCAGAAACGGGACCAGGCACGGCAUGAUUCUUUUAAAGCUGUGCCUACGUUGCCAAUCCCUACGGUCCCAAAGCAGCAACAAUCAAGGAAGGAUGUGGGUACUGUUAACCAAGUAAAUUCUGCGGAUUCCCAACCUCCAUCGCAGGGUAAAAAGGAUGUUCAUGCACAGGUUCCAUCUGGACCUUCCACCCCAGCAACGCAGAAGUUGUCUGUCCAUACUGUUCCUGGGAUGCCGAUACCAUUUCAGCAGCCACAGGUUUCUGUUCAAUUUGGUGCCCCCAAUGCCCAAAUUCAGUCUCAGGCACCUACUUCUCUGCAAAUGCCUAUGCAACUGCCAGUGGGAAAUUCUUCUCAAGUCCAGCAGCAGGUGUUUGUCUCAAGUCUCCAAUCUCAUCCAUUGCAGCCUCAGGCGAUGAUGCAUCAGGGCCAGAGCCUGAGCUUCCCACCUCAAUUGAAUCAUCAGCUCUCUCCUCAGUUGCAAAACCUGGGAGUUGGGAUUGCCCCACAGUUUGCACAACAGCAAGGUGGAAAGUUUGGUGGUCCUCGCAAACCUGUCAAAAUAACUCACCCUGAGACUCAUGAAGAGUUGAGUUUCGAUAAAAGGACAGAUUUAUAUUUGGAUGGUGGGUCAUCGGGCCCAAGAUCACAUCCUAAUGUGCCGCCACAGUCCCAGCCCAUUUCAUUUAAUCCUUCCCAUCAUAUAAACUACUAUUCUCCUAUACAAGCAGGCUCUUAUAAUUCCCCUUCCAUGUAUUUUCAAGGUCAAACUUCUCUUCCCCUGACUACUAACCAGAUGACUCCUGGUUCUGCCUCGGCUAGGUUUAAUUAUCCAGGCAGCCAAGGUCCUCAUACUGUCUCAUUUAUGAAUGCUUCUUCUCUCGUUCCUUUAUCUACCAAGGUUGGGCCUCCGGUCCAUGGUGGUGCUGAGAUAUCAAAUUUGGAACAUGCCAGCGAUGCUCAUAUGCUAGUAUCUUCUUCUCCACCAACUUCAGUUCAGGUGACACUUAAGCCAUCUUCUGGUUCAAUCAUAGAAAAGGUUGGAUCCUCUAUGGUGUCAAUUGCUUCGCCCGUUGUGAGCAAGGGUGAAUCAUCUAAAUUGGUGAGGCCACCUGGGGAAGCUAGCUCGAAUAUUGCACAGAAGGACUCUGACGCAGUUGGUAAUGGCUCUGUUCAACCAUCAGGUUCUGUCUCUUUACCUGCCUCAACUAAAUACAUAGAUGCUGCAUCAGUGCAGAGGCCAGCAACCCCUAGUACUUCUUCGACUACCACUGUCCCUCCUGAGGAGUUGGUAUCUACUGCAUCCAACACCGAGGGCAGAAGGGGAGAUUCUGUCAGAAGAUCGGAUUCUAUUAAGGAUCAUCAGAAGAAGCCUAGUAACAAAGAUCUGCGACAUGUGCAACUGCUGAACCAGGCAGGUGCGUCUGAAUCUGCAGGUAGUGUGAAGUCAUCUUCAUUAAAGACUUCCACAGAAGUUGCUAAACAUUCUGAUGUGAUGCAAUCUCCUCGUGCAGAGGUUGUUGGGUCAUCGACCUCUAUCUUGAGCUUGCCUUCUCGUAGUUUGGAACAUAGUAAUUCCUUGAAAGAUGGAAUGCCAGAAACUGUAGGAGGUAAAACAACUUUUAGUCUAGUGGAAACCUCAGGAAGUGCCUCAGAAUUUAUCCAGGAACCUGCUGUCUUUGGUGUUAAUACAGGCAGUUACGAUUCUUCUGAAGUGUUGACAGAUAGUGUUUGGAUUGGGGGGGUGUCCACCUGUGAACCAUCAGGCACUUCUGUUGAUGGAACCGCCUCUGAUAUUUUGGAUGCUGGUGACAAUGUGAAACAAGAUGGUUAUGCUGUGCAGGAACAAGGGAAAACUAAAUUAUCUGAAGGGCCCCAAGAAAGUAAUAAUAAUGUUGAAAUGCCUGUAAGAUCCACUUUUUCCGGCUCUGUGGAAGUCAGUAAACAUUUUCAGGACGAGUCCUUCAAGGACAAAGAAACAAUUGUUGGUGAUAAGGAGUCUCAGUCUGUUGAAAAUGAACAGGAGUUGAACGAAGAUAUAGGUUCCAUUUCAGAGGUUGAUAGAACAACUGAUAACUUAGUAAAAUCUGCUACAACAUCAUCCGAUUCUGUUGCUGCUGAAAUCACAUCUUCGGGCAUUGUUUCCCCUGUGGUUUCUCAUCAAGAUAACUCUUCAUCCAUGGAUGCAUCUAUUGGACGGGGUGAGAGCAUUGAUAGUCAAGAUCCAGCUUUUAUGGAAUCUGGUAACUCACUUCAGGACGCAGCUACUGGUCCAACUCCAGUUUCAUCUGAAGUUACUUGGAAGGUUGAGGGGAGAAACACAGAGAAUACUAAUGGAGGGCCAGUUUUGACUAAGGUAUCAGCUCUCAAGGAUAAGAACUUAGAACCAAAUAGGUCAAAGAAUACAGCUACAAGGGGGAAGAAGAAGAGAAAAGAAAUUCUUAAGAACGCAGAUGCUGCUGGUGCUAUUUCGGAUCUUUAUAAUGCAUACAAGGGUCCAGAGGAAAAGGAAGACACUGCGCUUCGUCAAGAAAGUAUAGACAACAGCGUCAGUGCUGAUGUGAAGCAGGACCCUGUUGUUGAUACUGAGAAGGGUGUUGUUGCAAGUGAGGAAGAUGGCCAAAGUAAAGCUGAGCCAGAUGAUUGGGAAGAUGCAGCUGACAUUUCUACUCCAAAACUCAAAAUCUCAGAUGAUAGAAAAUGGGUUCGUGGUGUUUUGGUGAAUCCUGAUGAUGAUGGAAAUGAAGUUAUGGGAAAAAAGAAGUACUCUAGAGAUUUUCUGCUGACUUUUUCAGAGCAAUGUACCGAUCUUCCUGGAGAUUUUGAAAUUGGAUCUGACAUAGCGGAUUCCCUGAUGAGUGGUCUACUCAAUUUAUCUCAUAUUGUUGAUCGUGAAUCAUAUCCACCCGCUAGUAGAAUUGUAGAUAGGCCAAGUGGGGGUUCUCGGGCUGACCGCCGCGGGAGUGGUGUAGGUGAUGAUGAUAAAUGGAGCAAAUCACCUGGACCUUUCGCUUCUGGACGAGACCUACGUCUUGAUAUUCCUCAUGGAGGUGCUGUUGUAGGUUUUCGACCUGGUCAAGGUGGAAUUCAUGGUGUUCUUAGGGAUCCACGAGGACAGCCAUCUCCCCAAUAUGUUGUUGGGAUUCUUGGUGGGCCAUUGCAUUCCCUUGCACCUCAGGGAGGGAUUCAGCGAAAUAACUCUGAUUCAGACAGGUGGCAACGUGCUACUGGUAUUCAGAAAGGUUUGAUCCCAUCACCUCAGACUCCUUCACAGAUGAUGCACAAAGCUGAGAAGAAGUAUGUAGUGGGAAAAGCUUCUGAUGAGGAAGAAUGCAAGCAAAGACAAUUGAAAGCUAUCCUCAAUAAGUUAACUCCUCAAAACUUUGAUAAGCUUUUUGAACAAGUCAAAGAAGUUAACAUUGACAAUGCUGGUACUCUUAGUGGUGUCAUCUCACAGAUCUUUGAUAAAGCUCUUAUGGAACCAACUUUCUGUGAAAUGUAUGCAAACUUCUGUUUCCAUCUUGCAAGUGCAUUGCCUGAAAUUAAUGAGGACAAUGAGAAGAUCACCUUUAAGAGAUUGCUUCUGAAUAAGUGCCAGGAGGAAUUCGAGAGGGGGGAAAUGGAGCAAGCAGAAGCUAACAGAGAUGAAGAAGAAGGUGAAGUUAAAAUGUCUGAAGUGGAAAGAGAGGAGAAGAAGGUCCAGGCAAGAAGGCGAAUGCUGGGUAAUAUUCGAUUGAUUGGGGAAUUGUACAAGAAGAAGAUGUUGACUGAGAGAAUAAUGCAUGAAUGCAUAAAGAAGCUGCUGGGACAGGAUUCACAAUAUCAGAAUCCGGACGAGGAAGAUGUUGAAGCUCUAUGCAAGUUAAUGAGCACAAUUGGGGAGAUAAUUGACCAUCCUAAAGCCAAGGAACAUAUGGAUGCUUAUUUUGAAAUGAUGAUGAAAUUAUCUAACAACAUGAAGCUAUCUUCUAGAGUGAGGUUCAUGUUGAAAGAUGCCAUUGAUCUUAGAAAGAACAAAUGGCAACAAAGAAGAAAAGUCGAGGGGCCAAAAAAGAUUGAGGAAGUGCACAGAGAUGCAGCUCAAGAACGGCAAGCUCAAACAAGUAGGUUGGCUCGUGGUUCAGGCAUUAAUUCCUCAGCAAGAAGGGGGCAACCAAUGGAUUUUGGUAUGAGAGGGUCAACCAUAUUACCUUCUCCAAAUGCCCAAAUGGGUGGCUUCCGUGUGAUGCAGCCACCGGUCCGUGGGUUUGGUGGUCAAGAUGUUCGAUUUGAGGAUAGACAUUCUUAUGAGAGGACCCUGUCAGUCCCCUUACCUCAAAGGCCAAUUGAUGAUGAUUCUAUUACUCUUGGUCCUCAAGGUGGUCUUGCUAGAGGAAUGUCUAUCAGAGGGCAGCCAUUGGUUUCAACUAGUCCCAUGGCUGAUAUUUAUCCCAGCACUGGAGACUACAGAAGAAUGACAGCUGGCCCAAAUGGUUAUAAUUCUGUAUCUGAGUGGACAUCUCAUAACCCGAGAGAGGAUCUUAUGCCAAGAUUUGCCCCAGACAGGUUCAUGCGUCCCACUGCUUAUGACCAAUCAAAUUCACAAGAACGAAAUUCCUAUUUUGGAAACCGGGAUUUAAGGAACGCUGAUCGUUCGUUUGAUAGGUCAAUGGCAAACUCACCCGCCACACGUGUGCAGGGAUCUGCCAUGGCACAAAAUGCUCCAUCAGAAAAAGUUUGGCCUGAAGAGCGUCUGCGAGAGAUGUCCAGAUCUGCAAUUAGAGAAUACUACAGUGCCAAAGAUGAGAAAGAGGUUGCUUUAUGUAUCAAGGACUUAAAUUCUCCCAGCUUCCACCCGUCUAUGAUAUCUAUCUGGGUCACGGACUCUUUUGAGCGGAAGGAUAUGGACAGGGAUUCUUUGGCUAGACUUCUCGUCAAUCUUACCAAGUCUCAAGAUAACUCAUUAAAUCAAAUGCACCUCCUGAAAGGAUUUGAAUCAGUUCUUGCUACUUUGGAGGAUGCAGUAACUGAUGCUCCAAAAGCAGCAGAGUUUCUUGGCCGUAUCCUUGCCAAAGUUAUUGUUGAAGAUGUUGCAUCUUUGAGGGAGAUUGGUCGGCUAAUACAUGAGGGUGGCGAAGAACGAGGACGUCUACUACAAAUUGGUCUUGCUUCGGAAGUUUUUGGAAGCAUCCUUGAGAGCAUUAGAUUAGAGAAAGGAGAGUCUUUGUUGAAUGAGAUUUGUACAAGCUCCAAUCUGCGGUUGGAAGAUUUUAGAACCCCUGAUGCAAUUGGUUAAAGGAAGAAGCUUGAUGCAUUUAUUUAGAGUAAUGUGUUGCUCAUUGUACCUGGUAAAAGAAAAUACAUCUAUAGGGCAGGGGGUACAUAAAGUCGGCGCAGAAGAAGUUUCUUUGGGAGUUGGAGGUACUUUACUUUUGGCUCCUUCCAGAAUCUGGGUAGCUUGCCGUUUCGUAUUGUUAUUAUCAUUAUUGUUAUUGUUAUUAUUCUUAUUUCUUCAA